AUGCGGGUAUGGACAGACAUUGGCGAUGUUCACAUUAAGAACAUACGAAUGGACAAACAAGAUACAAAGGGAGACAAAAGCACGGGACAUGAAACGUGUUCAUAUGUCUACAUGACCAAGCAGGCGUUGUCAGCCGCAGCACUAUCAGCGUCCGACGGCGGGGCGGCGUCUGCCGCACUCGAGGCGGGGGCACCAGAGAAGCGCCUUGAUUUGCGACUGCUGGCACUGCUGCGCAUGCGAAAGUUGCGCUUCAUUGUUGAUGAUCGCCGCUCGUUGCCCGGCGGUUCCGAGCCCCGACGGUUGUUGGUCAAAGCCUCCAACUCGGUCGUGAGACGCUGCAGCCAGAAGUGCACGGUGCCAAUACGGUCAUGA
Molecule: messenger RNA, 372 nt
Organism: Monosiga brevicollis MX1
Lineage: Eukaryota; Choanoflagellata; Craspedida; Salpingoecidae
Exons: 1
Coding region: 1-372 (123 amino acids)
Source: RefSeq, a predicted model, not a curated record